AUGUCCGGAGACAACACGAAGCAGAGUUGGGCAUUCCAGGGUAGGGGAUGGCUGAAGACGCUGAUUGCUGAACGACACGAAGUCGAGACAUCCGAUAGUCGUGGAGUUGCCUUUUCGGGGUCAAGCAGUCCAAUCCGCUCUGAGGAUUUUGCUCCUCCGUGUUCCCAGUGUAUGGACGCCACAGCCGCUCUGACAGCUUCGACAUUGGACGAGGCUGCUGUCUAG
This is a messenger RNA of Neurospora hispaniola, 225 nucleotides long. RefSeq lists its product as uncharacterized. NCBI's taxonomy places the organism in Eukaryota, Fungi, Ascomycota, Sordariomycetes, Sordariales, Sordariaceae. The record is from RefSeq and is a predicted model, not a curated record. The coding region runs from base 1 to 225 and encodes 74 amino acids. The transcript has 2 exons.